This is a messenger RNA of Solanum pennellii, 378 nucleotides long. RefSeq lists its product as uncharacterized. Bases 1 to 378 code for a protein of 125 amino acids. NCBI's taxonomy places the organism in Eukaryota, Viridiplantae, Streptophyta, Magnoliopsida, Solanales, Solanaceae. The record is from RefSeq and is a predicted model, not a curated record. The transcript has 3 exons.
AUGAUUCAAGGAUCAAACUUGCUUCUUUCUAGGACCAAACUUGCUGCUGUCUCUAAUGGUGGCAAAGACUGUAAUCCACAAAACAUGGCAACUACUUUCUUUGAGACACGUAAGAAGGGAAAUGAGCGUGUUGAACCUGAAAUUGCUGAAAAAUAUGCUGAAAUUCACGAUCUUGUACAAUCUGAACCAUCUCUUACUAAUAUUGAGGUAGUGGAAAGGUGCUUUGGACCAGCAUGCAAAAGUGACGUAAUUAAAGUUGGUGGUGGAAUAACAAUUAAGGAGUUAAAAGGAUGUACCACCUCAAAGGCUGCAUUGUGGGAAGAUCUUAAAACAACUCGGAAAAAAAGGAAUCACUAUAAAAACGCAUGGAUAUUCUAG